Molecule: messenger RNA, 3731 nt
Organism: Morone saxatilis (striped sea-bass)
Lineage: Eukaryota; Metazoa; Chordata; Actinopteri; Moronidae
Gene: nr3c2
Product: nuclear receptor subfamily 3, group C, member 2
Exons: 9
Coding region: 445-3423 (992 amino acids)
Biological process (GO): regulation of DNA-templated transcription
Molecular function (GO): zinc ion binding; sequence-specific DNA binding; DNA-binding transcription factor activity
Source: RefSeq, a predicted model, not a curated record
CUCGUUGCAGUAGGAGGGUCCAUGUGCAUAGAAUGACGUCGCUCUGACUUCAAGUCCGACCGACUCCUUCGUUUGUUUUUUAAUACUCUUUUUAUCCGGGGGGGCCCCGCGAAUCGGUAAUCUGCAAAAUUGCGGCCAUAAUGUGAGAUCAUCCGCCGCUGUCGUCCGACCCGCCGCUGUCGUUCGUCCUGUCAGGAGCAGCCGUUCGCUGUUGAGGAUUAUAGUGAUAAUACGCAGUAGACUUCUCCAGUGUGUCUAGCUGUCAAACUGAAAACUAUGUAUUGGCAAGAGUAGACAGGACACAUUUGUUGAUAUUUAUUGACUUUGCUUUUGCGUGUCUUUUUUUCUCUUUUUUUUUUUGGUCCUCUUGGAUUAUCGCUGCCCAGCAACACGGCCACCUGACAACUCUGAAUGUCGUAAUUAAGGUGAAUCAAUGAGCCAGCAAUGGAGACCAAAAGAUACCAAAGUUUCUUUGAUGGAAGCGAUACAGAGAACAGAUGGUCGCAGGUCCCGAGCACCAUGGAGCAUUGCUGCAGUACAGAGGAUUCAAGUCUGACCAACAGCGAUAUCCUGAUGGACAUAGUCAAUGUUAGCUGCCCUGCUGGAAGCCCGGCCACUGACUGCAAAGACAACAAUACAAAGAAGCAGGAGCAGCCAAUGCUUCGGCUCAGCCAGAACCAGCCAUUUGUUCUCCCACACUUCAACAACUCUCUCCAUGGUCAUAAGCAGGAAAUGGACUCCAAGGAGCUUUCCAAGACUGUGGCUGAGUCUAUGGGCUUGUAUAUGAAUGCUGCCAGGGAGGCAGACUUUGCCUUUAGCCAGCAUGGGGGCAGUACCAGCCCUGGGAAGAUGUAUCCAGUGUGUGGGCGGUCUGUGGAGGAGACCCAGUGUGGUUCCACAAAGAGCCCCAAGUUAAAGCCAUUUGGUUUCCAGCAGCCCAGCACCACUCCCAGAGAAUGCACCGCUGGGACCCCAGUUAGCUCAGCUUCAAUGCUGGUUUCAUCUCUGUCCUGCAGUCCCCAGACCUCCAGCUCCAUCUCUAGCCCCGGGGGCAGCAACAAUAUGGUGUCAUCAACCACCAGUCCUCCUACGUGCUUUGGACCAGCGUGCUCCUCCGUCAGUAGUCCUGUCAGCCAGACGUCUUGUGCUGCAACUCUGGCCAACAUCAAGCGCAGGAAUUCAGCCACAUGUAGCCCUAUAGAGUCCAGCACAGUGGGCUCACCACCACUCACCAGCCCGCUCAAUGUCAUGAGGUCCCCCAUGUCCAGCCCCCAGAGUAUGAGUAGUGUGAGAUCGCCUCCGUCCUGCAGCACUACCUGUAAUAUUAGGUCAUCGGUCUCGAGCCCUACAGGUGGUGGCUGCACCAGCACUGCCAACAACUGCAACACAGUAAGGCCCUCUCUCUCCAGUCCGGCCACAGGGGGAACCAUGGCAGUCAGCAGCCCACAGAACCCCUCCUCAGGUGGGUUCCCUGUGUCCAGUCCUGCUGGCGGACUGGGUUUGGUGCAGAAUGACACCAACAGCCCAGAAGCAGCAGGUCUGACCAGAGACACAGACUUCAAGAACUUUGAAUUCCCAAAAGUAGAGAUGGUAGACGGGGAGGUGUUCAAUGUCGGCUUAGACCAGAUGGGCAUGGUCAAGUACAUUAAGAAUGAGCCUGGAACUGACUUCAGGAGCAUGUGUUUGGGCAGCUCCAAAUGUAAUGCGAGUAGCACACCUUUUAUCACACAGAUUAAGAGUGAGCCAAACAAAAAUGAGGGAUGUAUGAACCCUCAGCCCUACGGUGAUCAGUCACCAUCUCUUGGUCUCUUUCCUGCAUCUGAGACCACCUAUUUGUCUCUGAGGAAUAAUAUUGAUGAAUACAGUCUUUCUGGUAUCUUAGGACCCCCUGUCUCCUCUAUGAAUGGGAACUAUGAGUCCGAUGUGUUCUCCAACAAUGUCCUGUCUAAAGGGGUUAAGCAGGAGACCAAUGAUGGCAGCUAUUACCAAGAGAAUAACAGCAUGCCCACAUCGGCCAUUGUUGGAGUUAAUUCCGGUGGACAUUCAUUCCAUUACCAGAUUGGAGCUCAAGGAACAAUGUCUUUCACACGGCAUGAUGUGAGGGACCAGUCCAACCCUUUGUUGAAUCUAAUUUCACCCGUAACUGCAUUAAUGGAGUCCUGGAAAUCUCGGCCAGGCAUGUCACAGGGGUCACUGUCAGCCAGAGGUGAGGGAUACCCGGGUCAGAACUGCAUCACGGACAGCUCGCCACUGAGACAACCGUCCUCAACGGCCAAAGUGUGCCUGGUUUGCGGAGACGAAGCAUCGGGAUGCCACUACGGUGUCGUGACAUGUGGAAGCUGCAAAGUCUUCUUCAAAAGAGCAGUGGAAGGUCAGCACAACUACCUGUGUGCCGGUAGAAAUGACUGUAUCAUUGACAAGAUCCGAAGGAAAAACUGUCCGGCGUGUCGUGUACGGAAGUGUCUCCAGGCCGGGAUGAACCUAGGAGCACGAAAGUCCAAGAAGUUAGGGAAGCUGAAGGGAGUCAGCGAGGAUCUGCAGGGCUCUAAGGACGGCCAGACUGCCACAGGUGGUGUUGGAGGCAGUUACCUGUCCUCAGAGAAGGAGCUGAAUGCCAGCGCUGCCAAUGCCCUGGUGCCCCACGGGCCUGGGGUGGUCACACCUUUUCUGCCGCCCUCCAUCUGCAGUGUGUUGGAGCUGAUUGAGCCUGAAGAGGUGUACUCUGGCUAUGACAACACGCAGCCUGACACCACUGACCACCUGCUGUCCAGUCUCAACCGCCUGGCCGGAAAGCAGAUGGUGCGCAUGGUGAAGUGGGCCAAAGUACUUCCAGGUUUCCGGGGCCUGCCCAUUGAGGACCAAAUCACCCUGAUCCAGUACUCAUGGAUGUGUCUGUCCUCCUUUUGCCUCAGCUGGCGCUCCUACAAACACACCAAUGGACAGAUGCUCUACUUUGCCCCUGACCUCAUCUUUAACGAGGACCGCAUGCAGCAGUCAGCCAUGUACGACCUUUGUCUGGGCAUGAGGCAGGUGAGCCAAGAGUUUGUACGACUGCAGCUAACCUAUGACGAGUUCCUCUCCAUGAAGGUCCUUCUGCUUCUCAGCACAGUUCCCAAAGAGGGUCUGAAGAACCAGGCAGCGUUCGAGGAGAUGAGGGUUAAUUACAUCAAGGAGCUCCGGCGUUCGGUUGGAAAAGCAACCAACAAUUCUGGCCAAACCUGGCAGCGCUUCUUCCAGCUCACCAAGCUACUGGACGCCAUGCAUGAUCUGGUGGGGAACCUGUUGGACUUCUGCUUCUACACCUUUCGUGAGUCCCAGGCCCUGAAGGUGGAGUUCCCCGAAAUGUUGGUGGAGAUCAUCAGUGACCAGAUACCAAAGGUGGAGUCAGGCCUCACUCACACAAUCUACUUCCACAAGAAGUGACUCGCUUAACAGUUGGGACAGAAGCAGCAUUAAGAACUGGAAGAGAGGAGGAAGAAGUUCAAGAACAGAGAAGAAAAUGUGCAAGGAAGGCCUGGCCAGUUGGCCUGUACCCUGUCGCCCAGUAUGCCAGCGUCCUCCUCUUGGAUGGGAAAGUUAAGUGGCGUGGUGACAGAAGUAAAAAAAGGGGAUAAUGAUUUGACCCUGCAGUCACCGCGAGCGGGUCAGAGCUGUGAAUAGUUUGUCGAGCCGAGUAAGACACGGCGAGAAGGACUUGUGACAAAUGUGACAAAGAACCCCGAAGUUCCCCC